Messenger RNA from Limulus polyphemus (Atlantic horseshoe crab), 1691 nucleotides. RefSeq lists its product as uncharacterized. Lineage: Eukaryota; Metazoa; Arthropoda; Merostomata; Xiphosura; Limulidae. The record is from RefSeq and is a predicted model, not a curated record. The transcript has 4 exons. Bases 6 to 758 code for a protein of 250 amino acids.
ACAAGAUGUACUUGUACUCCCGGAUAAUAGCGGGUAACUACCAAGGCUGGGUUGAUUUUGAUGUUACUUCGUCUUUUCAAUACUGGUCAAAGAUGCCACAGAGAAACUAUGGCUUCAAGAUUGAGGUAGAAGAUUCGUACGAAAGAAGCCACAACCCGAACUUAUUCUUUGUGAGUUUGAACUGUGGCGAAGAAGAUGCUAAUACAACAGCAACGAUAGAGUCACCGUUUCCAAAUAUUGAGGAACUCUAUUUAGACAUGGAAGAGAACGACACCGCUCUCUUUGGAAACGAAACUUUUCCUACGCUGGACAUUCGAACGAUUGAGAUGUCCCCUGAAUUUACCCAAACUGAAGAGCCGCAGGCAACGAUCCACACAUUGAGCAAGAGACAAGCUGAAGAAAAUGUCGAUGAUGAGACUCAUUUCAAUUCUGUUGUUUAUGAGAACUGUGAUGUUAAUACUGAAGACUACAGAGUAACAAGUGAUAUUGUGAAAGGGAAAACUGUACUUUUCCCUAAAGAAGUGACAGGCCUUACUUGUUUAAAUACGUGUUAUAAAAAGGUAUUCGGCAAGGUCCAACCUGAAGAACUCUGUCGUCAGAUGAACAAGAACUGGACUUGCAAGCCAAUGAAAAUGAAACCCUGGCAAUUUGUAUACAUGGACGGGGACCGAAAUAUUCUUUUAGGAUCUGUCAACAACCUUGUUAUUCACAGCUGCUUUUGCGUAUGCUCGUUGCGCCCUCUCUUUUUAGACAUAUAAAUCUUAUCUGUGUGCUUGUUGAGUUAUUAUUCGUUCAAGUGUCUUUAUGUUAGAGUAAACUAACUUGUUGCGUAGAGUGUAAUCAGGUGAAAUUAUUUCGAUUAAAUCUUAGCAACAGAGAUGAGAGUAGAUGCUAUGUAUAAUGUUUACACGCAUUGCAACAUUUUUUAUAGUUAUAAAUAGAAUGUAGCAGAAGUUACGUGUAUUACUGUGAGGCCUAACUGAAAAUACAUUUUGUUUUUUCUUAAUGAGUAACAGAUAAGUAUUAUUUUGAUUAUAAGGCAGUGAAAUAAACAGCACAACACAAAUGUUAAUAUUCUAUAAGGAAAAUUAAGUGUUUAUAUUACUCAAUAUAUCGGAAAUAAUCAGACAUUUAUUCAUAUUUGUCAGUAAUAUUUACUCAAACUAUACAUUUAUGCCGAGUUGAUAUUUUGAUUUGGUUAAUUCCCUUAAAUUGUUUCUUUUUUUAGAUAUCCCCUCUUCUGUUUAUGUACAAUAAAAGUAGUUGUAAUUCAAUAACUUGUUCUAUUCAUUGCUUAAGUACAAGGGCGCUACUCUGUGGUAGAACUCUGGAUUUCGGGGCUGGCGAGCCGGACUCGAAUCCGUGCGUUACCACAAAAUAGUACCUCAUUUUAUGGUGCGAGUGCAUUAUAAGAGUAACAUUCAAUCCUAUAGCAUAGAUGGUGAGUGGUGGGAUGCUGCUGAUUGGCUAGCUGUCUUCCAUCUGGUCAGUAGCUCAAAAUUAGCGACGGCCAUAAAUAUAAACGCUCAUGUAUGUAUAUAUAACAUUAUUGGUACACUAAAGAUUGUAUAAAAAUAGUUUUGAUGUAUAUAACUAAGAUGUUUUAGAUAAUUAUAUCAAUAAAAAGUAAUUGUAUUAAUUCUUUUCGUUUUCAUUUUUUUUUGAAAUAUUUCGUUUGUAUCCUUGUGUUC